UUUUGUACAGUUUACUGAUGCAGAAAUGAAGGCCACUUAUAAUUGGGUUCCCAUGGUGUUCAUGAUGCUGGUCGUGUUCACAGCGUCUUAUGGAGUAUUUGGAAUAUUUUAUACUAUUUUGGUGGAGAUGCAACCUGCUAAAAUCCGUGUGCAGGCUUUAUCGAUUUGCAUGCUAUUUAAUAGCAUUCUGGUGUUCAUAAUCUUGAAACUAUAUCCAUUUUUCUUAUUUAACUUGGGCAUUACGAUAACAAUGUACUCUUGUGCCAGCGUUUGUGCUCUAACCGGUAUUUAUCUUUACGUGUUUUUACCUGAAACCAAAGGCAAAUCAAUGGAAAAGGACUAGGAAUAUAUGUAUAUAAUAUAAUUAAUAAUAUCCAAGUAUACAAGGAGUUUAAAUUUUUUUGGUUUGUUUUGUUUUUAAUAUGUUGGAAAUAGUAUAUUAUAGAUAUUUGUGAAAAUAUUAUAUAACACACAAAGUUUAAAAAAGAUCACUAUGAUUGAUUAAAAAAAUUUUGCUGCAAAAUAUAAAAUAAUAUAAAUAUAUGAGACAUACGACGGGAUGAACAAAAGUUCGUAAAGUUAACCAGA
Messenger RNA from Ceratitis capitata (Mediterranean fruit fly), 588 nucleotides. RefSeq names its product facilitated trehalose transporter Tret1-like. Bases 26 to 343 code for a protein of 105 amino acids. Gene Ontology annotation, molecular function: transmembrane transporter activity. Gene Ontology annotation, cellular component: membrane. NCBI's taxonomy places the organism in Eukaryota, Metazoa, Arthropoda, Insecta, Diptera, Tephritidae. The transcript is spliced from 2 exons. Gene Ontology annotation, biological process: transmembrane transport. The record is from RefSeq and is a predicted model, not a curated record.